This is a messenger RNA of Enhydra lutris kenyoni (northern sea otter), 7477 nucleotides long. Its product is annotated as ROS proto-oncogene 1, receptor tyrosine kinase. The transcript has 43 exons. The record is from RefSeq and is a predicted model, not a curated record. NCBI's taxonomy places the organism in Eukaryota, Metazoa, Chordata, Mammalia, Carnivora, Mustelidae. Gene Ontology annotation, cellular component: membrane; signaling receptor complex. Gene Ontology annotation, molecular function: ATP binding; transmembrane receptor protein tyrosine kinase activity; protein binding. Gene Ontology annotation, biological process: regulation of TOR signaling; protein phosphorylation; multicellular organism development.
AUGAAGAACAUUCGCUGGCUGAUUCUGAAACUUGUCAGUGUUGCGACUCUUGGCGGCAUAUGGAUUUCUCUGGUACAUUGUACAGUUUUAAACUACUGCCUAAAGUCAUGUGUAACUAACCUGGGCCGGCAGCUUGACGUUGGCGCGCCGUACAAUCUGAGUGAACCGUGCAUCCAAGGAUGUCAUUUCUGGAACUCUGUAGAGCAGGAAAACUGUGCUUUAAAAUGUCGAGAAUCCUGCGAGGUCGGCUGCAGCAGUGCUAAAGGUGCAUUUGAGGAAGAAGUGCUAGAAAAUGCCAAUUUCCCCACUGCACCCUUUGCUUCUUCCAUUGGAAGCCACCGUGUGACCUUACGAUGGAAACCUGCCAACAUCUCUGGAGUAAAAUACAUCAUUCAGUGGAAAUAUGCACAACUUCCUGGAAGCUGGACUUAUACCGAGGCUGUGUCCAAGCUCUCAUACAUGGUGGAGCCCCUGCAUCCCUUCACUGAGUAUGUUUUCCGAGUGGUCUGGAUCUUCACAGCCCAGCUACAGCUGUAUUCUCCACCAAGUCCCAGUUACAGGACUCAUCCUUAUGGAGUUCCUGAGACUGCGCCUUCCAUUAGAAAUAUUGAGAGCUCGAGUCCAGACACCGUGGAAGUCAGUUGGGCUCCACCCCAAUUCCCAGGAGGACCUAUUUUGGGUUAUAACUUAAGGCUGAUCAGCAAAAAUCAACAAUUAGAUUCAGGGACACAGAGAACCAGUUUUCAGUUUUACUCCACUCUACCAAAUACCACCUACAGGUUUUCCAUUGCUGCUGUAAAUGAAGUUGGUGAGGGGCCGGAAGCAGAAUCUAGUAUUUCCACUUUAUCCUCAGCAGUUCAAGAAGAGGAACAGUGGCUCUUUUUAUCCAGAAAAUCUUCUGUAAGAAAGAGAUCUUUAAAACAUUUAGUAGAUGAAGCCCAUUGCCUUCAUUCAGAGGCUAUACACCAUAAUAUUACAGGAAUAUCCGUUAAUGGUCACCAGCAAGUUGUCUAUUUCUCAGAAGGGACUCUAAUAUGGAUGAAAGGGGUUGCCAACAUGUCUGAUGUGUCUGACCUGAGAAUUUUUUACAGAGGUUCAGGAUUAAUUUCUUCCAUCUCCGUAGACUGGCUUUAUCAGAAAAUGUUUUUCAUCAUGGAUGAACUGGUGUAUGUCUGUGAUUUAGGAAACUGCUCGAACGUUGAGGAAAUUACUCCUCCCUCAAUUACUGCACCUCAGAAAAUUGUGGCUGAUUCGUACAAUGGGUAUGUCUUUUAUCUCCUGAAAGACGGCAUUUAUAGGGUAGCCCUCCCCGUGCCAUCUGGUCGGGACUCAGAAGCCCUACGUAUUGUGGAGAGUUGCACGUUGAAGGACUUUGCAGUGAAGCCCCAGUCCAAACGAAUCAUUUACUUCAAUGACACCACUCGUGUCUUCAUGUCGACGUUUCUGGACGGCUCCGCUUCCCACCUUGUCCUAGCUCAUGUCUCCUUUGCUGAAGUGAAGAGCUUUGCAUGUGAAAACUACGACUUCCUUGUCACAGAUGACAAGGCCGUUUUCCAGCAGGACUCUCUCUCUUUUAAUGAGUUCAUCGUGGGAUGUGACCUGAGCCACAUAGAAGAGUUUGGAUUUGGUAACCUGGUCAUCUCUGGCUCCUAUGCUCAGCCACACCCCCUGCCGGGCUGCCCGCAACAGUUCUCCGUGCUCUUUGGCUCCCACCAGGCCCUGGUUCAGUGGAAGCCCCCUGCCCUCGCCAUAGGAGCCAGUUGCAUCCUUGUGAGUAUUAUUGUUUAACUCUUCUGAUUAGGCCCCUCUGCCUGGCAGAACUGGAUUUAUGAGGUGAAAGUAUCAACCCAAGACUUUCCUGAAAUCACUCAUGUUUUCUCGAACAUCAGUGGGACCACACUUCAUGUGCCCAAGCUGCAGAGUGCUACGAAAUACGAGGUUUCUGUGAGAGCCAGUUCUCCCAAGGGGCCAGGCCCUUGGUCAGAGCCCUCGGUGGGUACAACCCUGGUGCCAGCUUCAGAACCACCAUUUAUCAUGGCUGUGAGAGAAGAUGGUCUUUGGAGUAAACCACUGAAUAGCUUUGGCCCAGGAAAAUUCUUAUCCUCUGAUAUAGGAAAUGUAUCAGACAUGGAUUGGUAUAACAACAGCCUCUACUACAGCGACAUGAAAGGUGAUGUUUACGUGUGGCUGCUGAAUGGGACGGAUAUCUCAGAAAAUUAUCACAUAUCCAACAUUGCAGGAGCAGGGGCUUUAGCUUUUGAUUGGCUGGGUCAGUUUCUCUACUGGGCUGGAAAAACAUACGUGAUACAAAGGCAGUCUCUGUUGACAGGGCACACAGACAUUGUGACUCAUGUGAAGUUGUUGGUGAAUGACAUGGUAGUGGAUUCAGUUGGAGGUUAUCUCUAUUGGACCACACUAUACUCAGUGGAAAGCACCAGGCUAAAUGGAGAAAGUUCCCUUGUACUACAGACACAGUCUUGGAUUUCUGGGAGAAAGGUAAUUGCUCUAACUUUAGACCUUAGCGAUGGGCUCCUGUAUUGGUUGGUUCAAGACAGUCAAUGUAUUCACCUGUAUGCAGCUGUUCUUCGGGGGCAGAGCUCUGGGGAGACCAACAUCACAGAAUUUGCAGCCUGGAGUACCUCAGAAAUUUCCCAGAACACACUGAUGUACUAUAGUGGUCGGCUCUUCUGGAUCAAUGGCCUUAAGAUUAUCACAGCUCAGGAAAUAGGUCAGAGAGCCAGUGUUUCGGUUUUGGAACCAGCCCCAUUUAAUCAGUUCACAAUUAUUCAGAGUUCCCUCAAGCCUCUGCCAGGCAACUUUUCCAUUACCCCCAAGGUUAUCCCAGAUUCUGUUCAAGAGUCUUCAUUUAGGAUCGAAGGGAAUGCUUCAAGUUUCCAAAUCCUGUGGAAUGCUCCCCCAGCAGUGGACUGGGGUGUAAUUUUCUACAGUGUGGAAUUCAGUUCUCUAUCUAAGUUCCUGGCUAGUGAACAACAGCUUUCACCUGUAUUUACUGUGGAAGGUCUGGAGCCUUUUGCCUUCUUUAAUCUCUCUGUCACUCCUUAUACGUACUGGGGAAAAGGCCCCAAAACAUCUCUGUCACUUCGAGCACCAGAAACAGUUCCGUCAGCACCACAGAACCCCAGGGUAUUUGUAUUACCAAGUGGAAAAUACCAUAACCAGAAUGAAGUUGUGGUGGAAUUUCGAUGGAAUAAGCCUAAGCACGAAAACGGUGUGUUAACAAGAUUUGAAAUUUUCUAUCAAAUAUCCAACCAGACAGACACAAAUGAAACAUUCGAAGACUGGAUCGCUGUCAACACAACUCCCUCGGAGAUGUCUUUUGAGCUUGAAGGCAUGAGUCCUGGGUACACUGUUGCCUUCCAGGUUCGAGUCUUCACAUCCAAAGGACCUGGACCAUUUUCUGACAUAGUAAAGUCCAAAACAGCAGAAAUCAACCCAUUUCCAUACCUUGUAACUCUUUUUGACAGCAAGAUAGUUUUAUUAGAUAUGGAUCAAAAUCAAAUUGUAUGGACAUUUUCAACAGAAAGAGACAUCAGUAGCAUGGGCUACACAGCUGAUGACGGAAUGGGGUAUUAUGCUCAAGGAGACUCACUUUACCUUCUGAACAUGCACAACAGGUCCACUUCUGAGAUUUUCCGAGGUGUACUGGUUUUUGAUAUCACAAUUAUUACAAUUGACUGGAUUUCAAGACAUCUCUACUUUGUGCAAAAAGCAUCACAAAAUAGAAUGCAAAUAUUUGAUGUUGAUCUUGAACAUAAGGUGAAAUACCCCAGAAAGCUGAAAAUUUGCAAUAGAAAUUCAACAAUAGUCUCUUUUUCUGUGUAUCCUCUUUUAAGUCGCCUGUAUUGGACAGAAGUUUCCAAUUUUGGCUCUCAGCUGUUCUACUACAGUAUUAUCAACCAGACCUUGAAUCGCAUUCUUCCACCUAUAGCCACAAACCAUUCAAAUGGAAGGAGACAGUGUGUUUGUGGUUUUACUCAAUUUGAGUUUAGUGGAACAAUGACGAUUGAUACCUCUGACCUGAAGAAACCACAGAUAUACUUUGUCAAAGGGCAAGAGAUCUGGGCCAUGGAUCUGGAAGGAUGUCGGUGUUGGCAAGUUGUCAUGGUGCCAACUCUGCUUGCAGGAAGAACACUUGAAAGCUUAACUGUGGAUGGGGAAUUUCUUUACUGGAUCUCCUCGGCAAAGGACAGCACGCAGAUUUACCAAGCAAAGAAAAGCAAUGGGGCCAUCCUCUCUCAGGUGAAGGCCCAAAGGAGUAAGCAUAUCUUGGCUUACAGUUCAGUUUUGCAACCUUUUCCAGAUAAAGCAUUACUGCGUCUAGCUUCAGAUCUAGCAGAGCCGACUAUACUUAACACCAGUAACACCAGCCUCACAAUCAGAUUACCGCCUGCCAGGACCAACCUCUCGUGCCCAGGCAUCACCAACCCAACUCCAACAUACCUGGUUUAUUACAAAGAAGUUAACAGCAGGAAAACCAGCUCUGAGCUGAAAUAUAAAAUGCUGGAGUUUCAGGAGAGGAUAGUCCUACUUGAUGGGUUACAACCAUUUUCAACGUAUGUGAUACAGACAGCUAUAAAGAAUUAUUAUUCAGACCCUCUGGAACGGUUACCUCUGGGAAAAGAGAUUUGGGGAAAAACUAAAAGUGGAGUGCCAGAGGCAGUCAGGUUCAUUAACACAACGGUGCAGUCAGACACCAGCCUUGUCAUAUCCUGGAGAGAAUCUCAGAAGCCAAAUGGACCUCAAGAGUCAGUCCGCUAUCAGUUGGCAAUCUCACAUCUGGCUCUAAUUCCGGAGAGUCCUCUAAGACAAAGUGAAUAUCCAAAUGGAAGACUCGCUCUCCUUGUCACUAGACUGUCUGGUGGAAAACUGUAUGUGUUAAAGGUUCUGGCCUGCCAUGCUGAGGAAAUGUGGUGUGCAGAGAGUCAUCCUGUCACUGUCAAAAUGUUUGACACACCAGAGAAACCUUACGCCUUGGUUCCAGAGAACACUAGUUUGCAGUUCAAUUGGAAGGCUCCAGCUGAUGUUAACCUGACCAGAUUUUGGUUUGAACUCCAGAAGUGGAAGGACAGUGAGUUCUCCCAUGUUAAUGCUUCAUGUAUCCAAGGCCCAGAUUAUGUGUGUAACAUCACAGAUCUACAGCCUUACACGUCCUAUGCUGUCCGUGUAGUGGUGGUUUAUAGGACAGGAGAAAACAGCACCUCACUCCCAGAAAGCUUUAAGACAAAAGCUGGAGUUCCAGGUAAACCAGGUAUUCCAAAAGUAUUAGAAGGGAGCAAAGAUUCAAUACAGUGGGAAAAAGCUGAAGAUAACGGAAGCCGGCUUGUAUACUAUAUCCUUGAGAUCAGAAAGGGCAUUUCAAAUGAUUCACAGAAGCAGAAUUUAAUGUGGAAGAUGGCAUUUAAUGGAUCCUGCAGUAAUAUUUGCCUGUGGAAGACCAAAAACCUGAAAGGAACAUUUCAGUUCAGAGUAGUAGCUGCAAAUAAUCUGGGAUUUGGUGACUACAGUGGAAUCAGUGAGAAUAUUAUAUUAGUUGGAGAUGGUUUUUGGAUACCAGAAACAAGCAUUGUACUUACUAUUAUAAUUGGAAUAUUUCUGGUUGUUACAAUCCCAGUGGUCUUUGUGUGGCACAGAAAAUUAAAAAGUCAAAAAACUCCCAGAGAAGGGCUGACGGGUCUCAUAAACGAAGACAAAGAGUUGGCUGAGCUUCGCGGUCUGGCGGCUGGAGUAGGGCUGGCUAACGCCUGCUAUGCCAUACAUACUCUUCCAACCCAAGAGGAGAUUGAAAGUCUUCCUGCCUUCCCUCGGGAAAGACUGACUCUGCGCCUCCUGUUGGGAAGUGGGGCCUUUGGAGAAGUGUAUGAAGGGACGGCGGUAGACAUCUUAGGAGCUGGAAGUGGAGAAACCAAAGUAGCAGUGAAGACUUUGAAGAAGGGCUCCACAGACCAAGAGAAGAUUGAAUUCCUAAAAGAGGCACAUCUGAUGAGCAAAUUUAACCAUCCCAACAUCCUGAAGCAGCUUGGAGUUUGUCUGCUGAACGAACCCCAAUACAUUAUCCUGGAACUGAUGGAAGGAGGAGACCUUCUUACCUAUUUGCGUAAAGCCCGGAUGACAAAGUUUCAUGGUCCUUUACUCACCUUGGUUGACCUUGUAGAUCUGUGUGUAGAUAUUUCAAAAGGUUGUGUCUACUUGGAGCAGAUGCAUUUCAUUCACAGGGAUCUGGCAGCUCGGAAUUGCCUCGUGUCUGUGAAAGACUACACCAGUCCAUCACGGGUAGUGAAGAUUGGGGACUUUGGGCUCGCGAGGGACAUCUAUAAAAAUGAUUACUAUAGAAAGACAGGGGAAGGCCUACUCCCAGUUCGGUGGAUGGCUCCAGAAAGUUUGAUGGAUGGAAUCUUCACUACUCAGUCUGACGUAUGGUCUUUUGGAAUUCUGAUUUGGGAGAUUUUAACUCUUGGUCAUCAGCCUUAUCCAACGCAUUCCAACCUUGAUGUUUUAAACUAUGUGCAAACAGGAGGGAGACUGGAGCCACCGAGAAAUUGUCCUGAUGAUUUGUGGAAUUUGUUGACCCAGUGUUGGGCUCAAGAACCUGACCAAAGACCUGCUUUCCACAAAAUCCAAGACCAGCUUCAGUUAUUCAGAAAUGUUUCCUUAAAUAGUAUUUCUCAAUGCAGAGAAGAAACAGACCGCACUGGAGUCAUAAAUGAAGGCUUUGAAGAUGAAGAUGGCAGUGCAAUCUGUUUGAAUUCAGGUGAUGUGAUGUCAAUAGCCUUAAUGGAAACCAAGAACCAAGAAGGGUUAAACUAUAUGGUACUUGCUACAGGAUGUAGCCAGGGUGAAGAAAAUUCUGAGGGUCCUCUAGGCUCCGAGGAAUCUGAAUCUUGUGGUCUGAGGAAAGAAGAGAAGGAACCACAUGCGGACAAAGCUCUCUGCCAAGAAAAACAAGUGGCUUACUGCCCUCCUGGCAAGCCCGAAGGCCUGAACUAUGCCCGUCUCACUCACAGUGGAUAUAGAGCUGGGUCUGAUUAAUAGCUCUGUUUGGGAAAUGCAGAGUUGAGAUAAACCCUCCCAUUAAGCAGUUACUGAAAGAAAACUCUAGUAGGAUGAUAGAUGUGAUGGUAGUCUAUGAUCCAAAUUAACACUGGAAAGUUCCUGAAUUCCUGAAUUCUUUGGUUUGAAGAGCCAUUUGAUUUCAGUUGUGACAAUCCCCAUAACAACUGCUUAACCUUCAGCAGAAUUCCCAAGUAAACCACUAAAUGUUUGGAAAGCUUAGGAAGACCCAAGACUCUGGAAGGGAAACUGCCCCACCCCCACCCAGGCUCCUCAGUCCGUUGCCCACCCUUCAGUCUGGGCUGUGCCAGAAGCAUCUUGGUUAGAUGGUGAGAGACAAAAUAGCUAUGUACAGAAGGAACCAGAACUUAGGACAUGGAAAUCAUUUGGAAUGCUAUUACUGCAAUAA